GUUAGCUUAUCGUGUGUCGGGUUCUGGCCGGUUUACUGUUGUUGAUAAACUAGGCUAGGUGUUAGUUGCACUUCGAGAGAAGAGGGUGUCGGGGUGUCAAGAUAGCAAUGUGUACGCACAGGCUGACGGAAUUAGUUGACGUUCCAGUACUGUGGCCCCUCACAUAGGGCUGAGUCGUCUCGCAUUCAGAAGCGUUUAGUUUUAGCAAUCUUUACCAAAUGCCGAUGACUGAAGCAUACCCGUUAGACUUGAAAUGUUGUUUGUGUGAGUGAGAUACAAAUGCUAAAAUUUACCAUAUCUUACCUUGACUAAAUCUAUGAACGCCUCCGGGCGGAUACGACCAGUCACCGCGUCCCAACAGUCGUUUGAUGGCCAUUGGUUUUUCUCUUUCAGUCUCGAAGAAGCAACAGCUAUUAAGAGCAACCUUUUUGUAACGGACGGUCUCGUGUCGAUGAAGCCGCUGUCAAGUUGGUGACUCAUAAUAGGACUCUAAAAAAAAAAAAGGAAUUGUCGCUAUUUUAGUUGUGUUUGUUAUCAGGGAAAUCAUCAAACCUGGUUGACACUGUUCUAGCGAAUAGGUCAAUAUUCGUACCGGAAAAAACUUCGACGAGGCUCUGGGGAAUCCACAGUAAAAGGUCUGUGAUGAGCAGUUAGUGUGACGCAAAUUAAAAUUAGAGAGUAUUUUGACAGUAAUAUAAUAACAUGUGGUCCGCUAUUUGUGCGACGGCUGGGUUUUUCUUGCUGGCGGCGAGGACACCUUUGAGUGUGUCUGCCAACUCCGGCGUUCCGGUACAGGAGCAGUGGGACAUAGACCACUUUUGCUUUCGCCGCUUAAACAAAACGCAUCAAGUUGGUUGCUCGUCAUCGAUAUCCGGUAACGUCGGGGUGAUUCACCUUAUCGAAAGUAAUGCUGAUGCCAAAUACGUAAUAGGCAAUGGGCCUUCCAAUAUGUACGUGCCGGUAAUAGCAGAUACCGAUCUGUCGGUACAACUGCUCGAUAAGUUUAUUGAAUCGAAACGCGUUGCUGGAGUGAUCAUAUUUCGGAACGGUAGCGCACCGACGAGUUUUUCACCAGACGACACCUGCCCUAAUCGCUACUCAAACUACCAUACUGACCAGCAAAGUUGCCAAUGGAAUAAACAUCCGGAUAAUAAGAUGACUAGUGCAUUUUUCCGUGACUAUCCCUUCCCAAUGUUCUAUGUCAAGAACGGUACGAUUAUUGGCAAACUUCGAGAUUGUUUUAACAAGUUCAACCGUCAGGUCAGUAACUACACGACCUUCGAAAAGCGAAAAUGCGCUGUUAAACUCUAUUCGCCGAUGAAUGCGGCCGUCGACACGGUGACUUGUCUACGACGAUCCCGACUGUCUGUCGUCAUAACGGCUCCAAAAGGCUUUUGCGAUCCUCUUGGAGACAACAAUGUUGUGACAAUCGUGCCCGCUAAUCGUUCUCCAGAGGAAAAGGGUUCCUUUGCCAAUAAGACGAUGAUCUUGGUUGCCCGAAUGGAUACGUUCUCUAUGUUCGAUAAUUUUGCUCCAGGUGCCGAUACAGCUGUCACUGGUAUUGUAUCAAUAAUAGCUGCGGCCGAUGCCAUCUCAAAAAUGUCUUCAAAAGUACCUCUCAAAUAUAAUAUACUUUUUGCUCUUUUCAACGGCGAAGCUUUUGACUAUAUAGGAUCGUCGCGUUUUGUUUAUGACCUCAUCAAAGGAAAGGCGCCAUAUAAUAUGACUGACAAAAAUAUCUUGUCUCUGAUCGAAUUUAAUCAACUUAUUCCUGAGAACAAGGAUAAGCCGGAGUGGUUCGCUUAUGUGGAUAAUCAGCAAUAUCAGGAUAACAAUGCAACAAAAGAAACGCUUGAUAAAAUUAUGGGCGGACUCAAAAUUAACAAUGUAACAAAGGGAGCCCUUCCACCAGCGUCUGCGCAUAGCUUUUUACGGCUUCUGAGCUCUUCACCCAGCGUGGUGAUCACGAAUCAUAGAGACCGCUAUGUCAAUAAGUACUAUAACUCCUUCUUUGACGACGAUCCUCAUCGCGUUCAAAAUCUAACUGAACUUGCCAAAAACCUCCGUGUCAUUGUUGAGAAAGCUUCAAAUACGAUAUUUCGCCUUGCCGGAUCCAACAAUGACGAAUCGGUUAAGGUAAACCAAACACUAAUUGAGGAUCUGCUUGAGUGCUUCCUCGUUAACGCGUCAUGCUCGCUGUUUCGCAGUGUCGUUAAUGAACAAUCCAAGGUUCUCUUACGCAAGGAGCCACUUCAGUUAUAUGUUGGCGUUGGCGGAGUACAUAUACAGACACAAAUAGCCUAUCUUGUAUUGGCUUCAGUUUCCGGAGAGGUUGUCGAGAACAUCACAGACAUGAAGUCAUGCAAACUCAAGAAGGACGGUUCUGAGUGGUCGUUUGAGUGGAUGUUCGGCCCGGCGCCGACUAAGGAACAGCCAGGAAUAUGUGUACGCCAUAGGGUCUUAUUGCAAGCCGCAGUAAGCCCCUACUUCGAGAACCCUGACAACGACGAUGAAAACGAUUAUGCGAAAUAUUCCACUUGGACUGAAUCGGUGUGGUCGGCUUCUCGUUUAGAGUUGUUCGUGCAGGCUUCGAGACGUUGUGAACUUGUGGCGAUAUUGAGCGGAAUAGUAAUACUCGUCGUUAGCAGCGUCCUCACAUUUCUCGUCUACCGCCAAGCGGAUGUUAUCUUUGAGCAGGCAUCACCUGUCGCGUGCUAAUGGACAUCGAAUGAUUGACUACGAACCUGCAAUGAAAACAAGCUCAAGCAUGAAACACCUCCACCGAAUCUGUUUGUUCCUAUACUUCUGAAUUUUUCAAAUCUGUGAAAGAGUAUUAAUUGGAAUGAGAAUUUACAUUUCUUCUCUCGUUAUCUCGACGACUGUUGAAGAGCGAUUUUGUCAUUUAUAUGGCAGUAGUUUAUCGCGCAAGCGUGCCUAAAAUACUAAUUUGCGUGCUUCGAAUUCUUACAAUGCGAACAUUCUAAGAUAUCGCCGAAAAAUGAAAGCAUUAGGGUUAUCGUUUGCGGCGAAUAGAAUACAUGGCGCCCAAUAGAUUUAUCGAUAGUUGGUGGAGUGCGUGCUGUUAUGGGCGCCAGCAACCUGCACUUUAUGAUGUAAAUGCUAAUGUAAGAACUGUAUAUAUGAACCAUGAAUAUAUAGACAACAAAAAAUAAAACGAAAAUUAUUUGUAGCAAAUCUCCCGCUGUAUUACAACUGACGCUGGUGGCGGUUGAGAUAAUGAUAGCGUAAGGAUUUGUAUAUUUUUUCAUAGAGGAGUAGGAAGAGAAUUCGGGAACGCGGUAAAGGGAGGAAAGCAAACGAAGCUACGUUAAACAGUGUUACUUGUUGCCGAUCUAUGUAAAGGCAAUGUAUGACAUCAAACAAGUAAAUAUAAGUCUAUUGAAGAAAUUGAGUCACAAACACAUAAGCAUGUGAUAGUUUUCAUUUCUUCCCUAGAUAAUAUUAUGCAAGAGACCUACUUCUGAUACAAACGACAACAAAAUGUAUGAACAGGGUGUCCGAAAAUAAGAGCGGGUGUUAUUCAAUGAUUUGUUAAAAACAGAAAAGGAAAAGCGAGCAGAAUUGAGUGGUCAUCGACUCCAAGAGUUAAAAAUUGCCUACGAGUGGGCUAAAUGCCAGCAAACUUGUAUGAGACAGCAAGUCUAACGUGUGAUUGAAAUGGGUUGCAACUGUUCCUUCCUAUAUGAGAUGCUUUAAGCAAAGAAUGUUAAUAAACUUCAGUAAUUAAUUUGGUUCAAAACUUGCUCCACUUUUUAGUUUAUAAAUUAGCUAUCCAGAUGUUACUGUGAGCUGUAAUAAAAGAGGAAUAAAGGUUCUCGGAUAUCGGCGUGUGGUGCCCAACAGAAGUCUGCCAAUAUACGAUUAUUGAAAUAGACAUUAGGUUAUCAAAACAUACCAAAACGACUUUUAUCUAACUGUUUAUUUUGAAUUGAACUUGGAUAAAAAAAAAUGUGCAUACGCUCCUAUUUAAAGAGAUACCUUUAUUUCACCAGGAUCACUGCUUAAAAUCUCGCCAACGACACACAUAUUACAGAGUUUGUUUGAAUAAGAGUCUUUAAGGCGACAACGUUGUGUAAUUUCCUAACUAAAUAAUGCUCUAAAUAAAACCAAAACUGUUAACAGUAGGUAUAGUGUAUAUGAUGAAAUUGACGAUCAAUAAAUGGUAACUGAUGUAAUUUCCAAUGGGCAACUCCGGCGUGGAGGGUUGAUGAAAGACAGUAUUAGGAUUAAGAAGCUAUUUCUUAUUUUGAACGUUUGUCAAAAAACGUGGUUGGCUGUUUAAUGUUUCGAAACUAAAUCUUAUUUAAAUUUUUCCCCGAACUUAACCUUAUUAGUAGAUAAACCAAAUAGAACACAAAUGUGACAUGUUUUAAAAUGAUAUUUGCAAAAUAAUGAAAAUUCUAAUUUUUUUUCAGAUUCCUUUCUAUAAUCUUAGUUACAAUUCAUUUGGAAAAACAUUUGGUGCGCAUCAUGGAAUAGUUUAGCUAAAAGAAAAUAUGUCUGUAACUACAGGUGUGUCCGAAAAUGAACAGAGCGAUUGAAGGUUUUUGGUAACUGGACAUGAAAAUACACGCAAAUUUAGUAAGAUUAUAGCUGUUUGUGACGAUUAUUAGACUAUCUUUGUAGUAGUGGUCGCUAACUGAAGUAAACGUAUUUUUGAUACAGUAACUUAUGUGAAAUCAUUUCUGCUAAUAUAAUGUUAUAGCUCGUCUCAUAUUGUCUUUGAUGUCGGCUGUAUGUACUUCUUUAUUUUUUUCACCUGUACACAUAUUCCAUUAGAAGAGAACCUUUUAUCGAUUUUGGGUCUGUUGAAGAUCAAUCAAUUAUACAUUCAUCUGAUUGAAUCCAGAACGGUUUUUUUCGUUGCAUCGAUGAUCAACAUUAUCGAUAUCGACGUACGCAAAAUAAUAUUUCAUGCAAAAGCUUGGUCGCGGUUACCAGAGGCUAGAGUCUGUAAAGCAUUUAGCGAUAUGCCUUAAACCGAUACUGUAAAAGAAAAAAAAUGAUCGAAGGAGAAACUUACAUAAUUUCAGUUUUUGCAGUUUUUACUCGAAGCGGUUUGAUGGGUCGUCAGUUUGAAAUAGUUCCCAUACAAAAAAUCUCGAAAUAAAUCAUAACGAAUAAAACACUCAAAAUAGAAUUGCGAGGUAGUCCCAUUUUGACUUACCUAAGUUGGCGUACACAGCGCGGGUGAUAAAACCAGGUAACUAAGGAAUAUUUACCACGAACGUCAGAGUUAUCCACACACUCGGCCUAUCAGGUUGUUAAAUUUCGCGAUCAGUACUAUGAAAAAAUCCACACGUGAAAUAACUAUAAUCAUGAAUAUAAUCACAAUAGUUGUAAAGUCAUGGUUUAGUCGAAGGUAAAUUCCCAGACUAUAUUAGUAGUAUUUUAUUACUUGCAUAUAAAAAAAAAUAUGUUGAACUGAAGUAAUUAUUACUGAAGAUUAAAAAAAAAAAAAGGAAAAACAAGAGUGAAUUUUCAUCAACAAUGCCAGUUUCGCGUUCUCUCUUUAUUCAAUUGGUAUGCAGCACACAUCGUUUUGUUGGAAUCCCUAUCUACAUGCGGCAUAGCGUUGAAAAGUGUCGGUGUUGUUGUACAUGAUGAAUUCCGUUGUUUGUUGUAAUUCUUAUUCAAUUUGGAAAAUAUAUUCAUCAGCUAUCAUAGCCAGAAUUUUCCUAAAGCUCGCUUCUCCCUCAACUUCGACUAGACAAUAUCAAAUGACCAUAACUGCACUACGUUCUAAUAGUAAUAAUUAUCAUCGUCACCAUCGUACAGAAGAAGCAUUUAUAGUACAGCGAUAACUGAAACGGAGGCAUCUCUCAUACUCCCCACGUCUCCCUAUAUCAGAGCAUUCAACCUAAACGCUUCGACCAAAAAUAGUUUCCCAAUAAAGAUGACAAUUACAUUCUCAUUAGGUUAACAGGUGGCAAAGAAAGUCUUCACAAAGAAGGUUCGUGCAGGUCGCAAUAGGUUUUGCAAACUGUUUCGAAACGGUCUAAAAUUGCGGUUUUAUG
Messenger RNA from Varroa destructor (honeybee mite), 6038 nucleotides. RefSeq names its product Nicastrin (gene Nct). The record is from RefSeq and is a predicted model, not a curated record. Gene Ontology annotation, biological process: Notch receptor processing; protein processing. Gene Ontology annotation, cellular component: plasma membrane. Lineage: Eukaryota; Metazoa; Arthropoda; Arachnida; Mesostigmata; Varroidae.